Zingiber officinale is the source of this 1680-nucleotide messenger RNA. RefSeq names its product protein phosphatase 2C 51-like. Gene Ontology annotation, molecular function: protein serine/threonine phosphatase activity; cation binding. Bases 58 to 1209 code for a protein of 383 amino acids. Gene Ontology annotation, biological process: protein dephosphorylation. The record is from RefSeq and is a predicted model, not a curated record. The transcript has 3 exons. Gene Ontology annotation, cellular component: nucleus; cytosol. NCBI's taxonomy places the organism in Eukaryota, Viridiplantae, Streptophyta, Magnoliopsida, Zingiberales, Zingiberaceae.
CGCCGUUCUUUCUUUCGUUUCUGUCUCUCUUGUUUGGUAGCUUUCGAGCCCUAAACCAUGGCGGGAGCCGACGAGAUCCAUUCGAAGGCCGGCGGAGCAGUGGGCUUCUCCCAAGAAAAUGAAACCGUGUCCAUCCUCCUCAAGAAGCCGUCGUCGGCUCGUGGUCGUCGAAUCGGACUCCGUCGCGGCAGGUCUGUAGGCCUCGAGGUCAAGCGCUCCAUGGAUUCCCCUGAAGAGGGAUCCAAUUCUUCGCCAACGUCCGAUCGGGAUGCCGACGAAGGCAUCUUCGGAAUCAUGGCCGGCGGCGGGGAGAUCCGCGUUAGGGAGGGGCAGGGGACCCGGCUUCCUUGCCUGUCCCACGGAGCCGUUUCGUUGAUCGGUCGGAGGCGCGAGAUGGAGGAUGCGGUCGCGGUGGUGCCGGGGUUCAUCGGGGGAGGUGGGCCGUCUGAGUACGACUUCUUCGGGGUGUACGACGGGCACGGCGGCGCGAGGGUGGCACAGCUGUGCCGGGAGCGACUGCACGUGGUUCUGGCGGAGGAGGCGUCGGCCGUGGGGUGGCCCCGUGCGGAAGGCCGGUGGAGGGAGGUCAUGUCGGCGAGUUUCUCAAGGGUGGACGGCGAGGCGGAGGCAACGGCGCAGGCUGAGUCGGAGAGGACAAUGGGGUCGACGGCCGUUGUGGCCGUGGUGGGGACAAAGCGGAUUGUGGUGGCCAACUGCGGCGACUCGAGGGCCGUGCUCUGCCGCGGUGGUGCCGCUCUUCCCCUCUCCUUCGACCACAAGGCUGAUAGACCAGAUGAGAUGGCAAGAGUGGAGGCGGCCGGAGGGAGGGUUAUCAAUUGGGAAGGGUAUCGCGUCUUGGGAGUUCUAGCCACUUCAAGAUCUAUCGGGGACUACUACCUGAAGCCAUUUGUGAUAUCAGAACCCGACGUGACCGUGACCGAGAGGACCGACAAAGAUGAGUUCCUCAUAUUAGCUAGCGACGGCUUAUGGGACGUGGUGUCGAACGAGGCAGCGUGUAAGAUUGCUAGGCAAUGCCUCAAUGGCCGGAUGGCAAGGAUGUUCCCCGAUGCCGUCGGCGGCUCCACUGCCACCGAAGCAGCUGCUCUAUUAGCUCAACUCGCUGUCUCCAGAGAAAGCGAAGACAACAUCAGCGUGGUGGUCGUACAGCUAAAACCACUCCACGCCAGGACAUCGUGGUGUUCGAAUUAAACAGAUAGGACGCCAGUCCUUCUGGUAUAUCCUUUGUGAUCCAUGAUAUUCUGCAGAUUGCUGUAAGUGGCUCAGACAAGCAGUGAGCCUUCAAUUCAAAUCCAUCUAGGCGAAGCCAGCAACAAGAGCUAGAGCCAUUUCAAAUCUUGUAAUAUAUUCACGGCCACUUAUUUCCUUUUUCCUUGCUUGGCCUAACAGCUAUCGCUCACGCGCAAGAAUCAUGGAAUAGGAGAGAUGGUGACACACAGCCAAUUCAAUUUUUCUUUGCCAGAUGGAAAAAGUCAGCUAAUUGAUUGCGUGCUCCCUGCUCUGUUUUUUGAUGAAUGAUGUGAUUCACUCGUGGUUGACAACUAUUAAUCUUUUGGUAUGGGCAAUACGGACGAUAUCAAUUUGAGUACGUCGUCUAUCUUCUUUUGCAAAUUGCAUUGAUAGUCCGUGAUAAAAGGUGAUUUAUUUUUUCUCAGCGUUUCA